GCCCUUUAUGCAUAGCAAGUCGUCCCAUCAGCACCUGUUGUCGACAUAUAUUUACCAUCUUGUUAAAAAUGAAUAAAUGUCAAGCCACUCCUAGUCGUAUUUUGACUGAUGUUCCCUGUAGAGUCUGUCAAGACCAUUCCUCUGGGAAACAUUAUGGGAUAUACGCCUGUGAUGGAUGUGCCGGCUUUUUCAAAAGAUCUAUUAGAAGAAAUAGACAGUAUGUGUGCAAGUCCAGGAACCAGAAUAAAUGCCCAGUGGACAAGACACACCGAAAUCAAUGUAGAGCCUGCCGACUCAACAAGUGUGUGAAGGCUGGAAUGAACAGAGACGCUGUUCAACAUGAACGGGGUCCCAGGACGUCAACCUUACGAAGACAAGUCGCCAUGUACCUUCGGGAAUCCUCGGACUAUAACACGUUGCUAUCCGGAGCCGUUCUGCCUUCUCCGUAUUUUGCUACAUCCUUUUACAGUGUGAAUCCACCAGGGAUGUGUGAAUCGGUCAUGAUCUCUAGUUCUGCGUCUACUUCCUCAACUUCAGCACCAUCAUCUUCUGUCAUUGUACAUCCAACACCUCGAUAUCCAGCUGAACUGAGUGGUUUCACUUUUCCAAGCAACACUGCCGAUUCUGUUUGUGAAACAGCUGCCAGAAUUUUAUUCAUGACCAUCAAAUGGACAAAAAGCAUCCCGGCUUUUGUUGGAUUGCCUCAUCGUGACCAGUUGGUUCUCCUAGAAGAGAGUUGGAGAGAUUUGUUUAUACUCAGUCUUGCCCAAUUCCGUCUGCCCAUCCAACCUCAUCUUCUUAUCACAGCCUCUGGAUUGACAUCAGACAGUAAAAUGACGUCAGAGAGAAUGUCGACAUGCAUGUUAGAAAUCCGGUCUCUACAAGAGGUCAUAGAUAAAUUCAAAGCUAUGAACGUUGAUCCAACAGAGUACACCUGUCUCAAAGCAAUAGUCAUCUUCAAGACAGCAUUACGAAGCCCUGCAAAUGAAAUGAAAGCGCUAAGAGACAGCCAUGCUGUGGCUCUGUUACAGGAUCAGGCACAAGUUACACUAAGCAAGUACAUAGAAACCACCUACCCAUCACAACCGUUCCGCUUCGGUAAACUCCUCCUUCUGCUUCCACUGUUGCAGACGGUGUCAUCCAAAGUCAUCGAGGAUAUGUUCUUCAAAAAGACUAUUGGACAUGUGCCCAUAGAUAAACUGAUAGUGGAUAUGUUCAAAUCAGGGGACUUUUAAUAGCUUUUGGUAUCUGGGUCAUCUCAAAACAAAAACUUCGCUGAAACCUACCAAAGGCGUGUGUGAAUAGGUUUCAGGUUUGUUUUACAAAUGGAAGAAAAAUGUUAAAGAGAAUAAAAUUGAGUCAGGCUUUUAAAAAAACAUGACAUAGCUGAUGAUUACAAGAGCUUUAUGCAAUCAUUGAAUACCCUGCAUUUAUUUGUUUGGAUUUUACUUCAUACGCUCGUACCUUAAAACUUUUAGAGUAUUUGCUAUAAUCUUUGAUACAGAAUCCUGUUGAUGUGGGUACUAGUUAUUUGCAUUUUUGUAUUAUAUCUAUAUGGUUAAUGUAAGUCAGAAGAUGUAUGUGUACUGUGUAAUCGGGCUUUUUAAAGUAAUUUAAGCAUUUGUUAUUUGUUUAUUUUUUUUUAUUUAAAUAUGUAUAUAAUAUAUGAACAAUAUUAUAUUUUCUAUGUUUAAUGCAUUGUUUUGUUUUCCUUGUGCGUGUUGACUUCACAAUAAAAAGUUG
This is a messenger RNA of Saccostrea cuccullata (small rock oyster), 1743 nucleotides long. Its product is annotated as nuclear receptor subfamily 2 group E member 1-like. The record is from RefSeq and is a predicted model, not a curated record. Gene Ontology annotation, biological process: anatomical structure development; positive regulation of transcription by RNA polymerase II; cell differentiation. Lineage: Eukaryota; Metazoa; Mollusca; Bivalvia; Ostreida; Ostreidae. The transcript is spliced from 8 exons. Gene Ontology annotation, molecular function: RNA polymerase II cis-regulatory region sequence-specific DNA binding; nuclear receptor activity; zinc ion binding. The coding region runs from base 69 to 1235 and encodes 388 amino acids.